Messenger RNA from Sorghum bicolor (sorghum), 1946 nucleotides. RefSeq names its product ammonium transporter 3 member 1. The coding region runs from base 150 to 1616 and encodes 488 amino acids. The transcript is spliced from 2 exons. Gene Ontology annotation, molecular function: ammonium channel activity. Gene Ontology annotation, cellular component: plasma membrane. Lineage: Eukaryota; Viridiplantae; Streptophyta; Magnoliopsida; Poales; Poaceae. The record is from RefSeq and is a predicted model, not a curated record. Gene Ontology annotation, biological process: ammonium transmembrane transport.
AUCAACCUCAUCACUGCCGGUACACACACGGUGCCGCGCUACUAUAUAUAUAUCUCCGCGCCGGCCGGUGACUGGCCGGGCACCGCGCGCGUACGUGCUAAUAGCUAGUCAAGCCAGUUGAUCGAUCGUCGCAUCUCGCGACCGCGAGGAUGGCGAGCCUUCCCUUCAAUGUGACGAUGACGCUGGGGUACCAGCCGGGCACCGGCAUACCGCCGUGGCUCAACAAGGGCGACAACGCGUGGCAGAUGGUGGCGGCCACGCUGGUAGGCCUGCAGAGCGUGCCGGGGCUGGUCAUCCUCUACGGGAGCAUCGUCAAGAAGAAGUGGGCCGUCAACUCGGCGUUCAUGGCGCUCUACGCGUUCGCCGCCGUCUGGCUGUGCUGGGUCAUCUGGGGCUACCAGAUGUCCUUCGGCCAGAGGCUGGUCCCGUUCUGGGGCAAGGCCGGCCACACGCUCGGCCAGGGCUUCCUCCUCAGCCAGGCCGGCCUCCCGGCGACCCAGCACUACUACCAUGACAGCGACGUCGUCGAGACAUUCGAGAUCACGCCGUUCUACCCUAUGGCGUCCAUGGUCUACUUCCAGUGCGUCUUCGCCGCCAUCACGCUCAUCCUCCUCGCCGGCUCCCUGCUCGGCCGCAUGAACUUCAAGGCGUGGAUGCUCUUCGUCCCGCUCUGGCUCACCUUCUCCUACACCAUCGGCGCCUUCUCCAUCUGGGGCGGAGGCUUCCUCUUCCACUGGGGCGUCAUGGACUACUCCGGCGGCUACGUCAUCCACCUCUCCUCGGGCGUCGCGGGAUUCACCGCUGCCUACUGGGUCGGGCCCAGGCUCACUAAGGAUAGGGAAAGGUUCCCGCCAAACAACGUCCUGCUCAUGCUCACCGGCGCCGGCAUCCUGUGGAUGGGAUGGGCCGGCUUCAACGGCGGCGACCCCUACGCCGCCAACGUCGACUCGUCCAUCGCCGUUCUCAACACCAACAUCUGCGCCGCCACCAGCCUCCUGGUCUGGACCUGCCUCGACGUCAUCUUCUUCAAGAAACCUUCCGUCAUCGGCGCCGUCCAGGGCAUGAUCACCGGCCUCGUCUGCAUCACUCCCGGCGCAGGUCUGGUCCAGGGCUGGGCGGCGAUCCUGAUGGGCAUGAUUUCCGGCAGCAUCCCGUGGUUCACGAUGAUGGUGGUGCACAAGCGCUCUCGCCUGCUCCAGCAAGUGGACGACACCCUGGGCGUGUUCCACACCCACGCCGUGGCCGGGUUCCUCGGCGGCUUCACCACGGGGCUGUUCGCGCACCCGGACCUGUGCCCCAUGUUCCUGCCGGUCACCAACUCCCGCGGCGCCUUCUACGGCAACGGCAUGCAGCUCGUCAAGCAGGUGGUCGGCGCGCUCUUCAUCAUCUCCUGGAACGUGGUGGUCACCAGCCUUGUGUGCCUGGUGGUGCGGCUCGUGGUGCCGCUGCGCAUGCCCGACGACGAGCUGGCCAUCGGCGACGACGCCGUGCACGGCGAGGAGGCCUACGCGCUCUGGGGCGACGGCGAGAAGUACGACUCCACCAAGCACGGGUGGUACUCGGACAACGACACGCAGCACAACAAGGCGCCCAGCGGCGUCACGCAGAACGUCUGACUCACGGGAUUGUUGCGAUGUAUCUGGACUGGAGGGAGAUUAUUUAUUUGAAAUUUUGAAUAAGCGAUCAGGGGCUUGGUUUAAAAAAAACGCUUUGGUCAUGUUGGACUGCUGGGGGUUCGACUGAACAAUUGGUUGCAUUGAUAGACGCUACGGGCUGGGAUGCAGUUUUUACGGUGAUGGCGCGUGUGUGGGUGGAGUUGCUCGUUUUUUGUUCUCUGUUUAUUGCAGUUUGGUUGUCGUAGCCACCCGCGUGCCUCUGCUGCAUGCGCUGUGGAACAGUAAUAAUUAUCUGUGUGGUGCCGUGAUGAGCAAGAGGUUUUUGUGAUA